Messenger RNA from Bombus terrestris (buff-tailed bumblebee), 781 nucleotides. Its product is annotated as protein PBDC1. The record is from RefSeq and is a predicted model, not a curated record. Gene Ontology annotation, cellular component: cytoplasm. NCBI's taxonomy places the organism in Eukaryota, Metazoa, Arthropoda, Insecta, Hymenoptera, Apidae. The transcript has 4 exons. Bases 122 to 628 code for a protein of 168 amino acids.
AACCGCGUGACAUGUGCACUACACGUUCGAGUUUCGAUUUCCAACAUUUAAUUUUCUUAUAAAUACUUUGAGGAAUAUUUGAUAAUUUAUUUGCUUCAGUUUAUUUUUUGGUCAUUACGGCAUGGCUCACAUUGGGAACGUUACUGCAGAUCAAUUAAUAGCUGGUAGUAGUGUAUUGUCUAGGCCUGCAGAAGAAUUUGACAAUGAUCCCUCUGUAGAAGCAAUGUGGGCAAUGAAAGCCAUGGAACAUGCUGAAGUUUAUUUUAAUAUUUUAUGUUCAGUUGAUCCUAAAUUUUUGAAACUUACACCUCAUGAUGAACAAAUAUAUAAAACCUUUCGUGAUGCUUUUCCUGAUCUCAAAGUAGAUAAAAUAAAUGAAGAUGAAUUAAAAUCACCUGAAGGAAAGAUGAAAUGGAGACCGUUCUGUGAACAAUUUAAGGGUCUUGUUGAAGAUUAUAGUUUUGGUACAUUGUUAAGAGCAGACUGCGAAGGAGAUUACUCAGAAGAAAACAGUAUACUCACAACUAGAAUACAAUUUUAUGCCAUUGAACUUGCCAGAAAUAGAGAAGGAUUCAAUGAUGGUAUUAGACAAAAGUACAAACCAAAGCAGACUACAGAAAAAUCAUAAAUUGAUAAUUAUAAUAUUCUGAUAUUAUGUGUUAAUUACUUGGAUAGCGUGUAAUUUUUCAUCUACAAUUUUUUAUAACUUGAAUAUAUAAGAUACUACAAAAUGUUAUUUAUAAUAAGCAGUGUCAUGAAAUAAAUGAGUUUAAGAAAAAUA